UCGACCGUGUCCUUCCGCCCUGAAAACACACAUAACACACGGGCAGCGGUUGGAUUUCCUCAUGAAUAUGAGUUGCACGACACUUGUUACUGCGCCAGAUUCAAAAUGUCCGCCCCGACAGAGCGAAGACGAUCAUGAAUCACAGUUAAACUCAGUGAACCCUUUCCAGCUGAGUGGAUUCAACUUCACUGGAGGAGUGAGGAGCGUAUACGCCGUCAAAGGGGCGGGGACGUUUUCUUGACUGACAGUUGAACCGGCGAAAGAGAACGCGGGGAUUACGGUUGUUGGUGUGAUGGGCAGUAGGAGAGGCCAAUGAGAGCUCGCGGAUCUGCGUCCGGUUUCCUGAAGGCGGAGGUGGGGGUCAGAGCGGCGCAGAGAACGGGCUGCUGGUGGCGAAGAUGGCGGAUGGGGACAGUGGCAGCGAGCGCGGCGGCGGCGGUGGAGGAGGCAGCGGCGGCGGAGGUGGAGGCAGUGGAGGAGGUGGUGGUAGUGGUGGCGGGGGAGGAGGAGGAGGCGGCGGCGGGUUCCAGCACUACCAGCGGGACGCGGAGACCCAGGAGCUGGCCUCGAAGCGGCUGGACAUCCAGAACAAGCGCUUCUACCUCGACGUGAAGCAGAACGCCAAAGGCCGGUUCAUCAAAAUCGCGGAGGUCGGCGCCGGGGGCUCGAAAAGCCGCCUGACCCUCUCCAUGUCAGUGGCGGCGGAGUUCCGCGACUACCUGGGGGAUUUCAUAGAGCACUACGCCCAGCUCGGGCCCAGCACCCCGGAGCAGAUCGCGCAGUCAUCCGGCGGGGAUGACACCGGGCCUAGACGGGCCUUGAAGAGCGAGUUCCUGGUGCGUGAGAACCGAAAAUACUACCUCGACCUCAAGGAGAACCAGCGGGGUCGCUUUCUCCGGAUCCGGCAGACCGUCAACCGAGGGCCCGGGUUCGGAGUGGGAGCCGGUGGCAUCCCCGGGUCCGGCCUGCAGACCGGACAGACCAUCGCUCUCCCGGCCCAGGGCUUGAUAGAGUUCCGCGAUGCUUUGGCCAAGUUGAUAGACGACUACGGCGGAGACGAGGAGGAGCUGGCCGGCGGUGCAGGGGCCGGGGGCUUCAGCGUGCUCCCGGAGGGCACCUCCAUCAUGGUGGACUCCAAGCGGUUCUUCUUCGACGUGGGGUCCAACAAGUACGGAGUUUUCUUGCGGGUGAGCGAAGUGAAGCCCAGUUACAGAAACUCUAUCACGAUCCCCUUCAAGGCGUGGGGCAAGUUCGGCGGAGCGUUCAGCCGCUACGCCGAGGAGAUGAAGGAGAUCCAGGAGAGGCACCGGGAUAAGAUGUACGAGAGGAGGACCGGAGAGGAGUCAGAGGGCGACGACGUGGACGACGAUUGAUGGAGAGGAGGCCACUUGUGAUGAAGCUGACAACAUGAUGCAAAGUCUGGAGAUAAACAAGAGAGAGAGAGAGGAACGACUAUUCUGUGCAUGACGAAUCGAACAUUUAAAAUGCAAAAAAAAAGAAGCAACGGAGUAACAUAAAAAGUAUAUUUGACUGAGAAAUUACUGUCUAUAUAAGAGAUUAAUGUCCUAAAGUGUAGGUGGAUGUUAUAGCUAAAUGAGUGCAGACUGCAGUAGUCAGCUCCUGUAUGAGACCCCCCCCCACCCCCACCCCACCCCAUUGAUAAAGAAUAUUAUAUAUGAAUAUAUAUCUAUAUAUAGAUUGUCCAUUAGAAAACCUCACACGUGUAGCCCAGCAAAUUAAGUUUGACAACGCUCGAGACCACACAGCCUCACUUCCUGGUUGAUACCCAAUGGCAAGAGCUCACCUGGCGCUGACCCGUGAUGAGGAGGAAGUGCGUCAUACUCCGACCAGCAGGUGCAGAGUGGGAGUGAGACGCCUGCAUCACCCACCAUCAGCUGUAUCUGAGGGGGAGGUGGGGGGGGGAGCAAUCCCUGGCACCGCAGGACGACCUCUCGGCCCCGAGAGGUCUCACGAGGUGACCUGCUACAAGCACACGACUCGUUUGGAUUCCCUGGACACUCCAGAUGAGUCCAAAUUAUGUCCCUCCUUCACUCCUUCCCUGGCUCCCUCCCUCAGGUGCUGACCUCCUGCUCCAACAGCUGAAGUGUGGAGAGGCCUGCUCACACGUGGCAAUGCCCGUCCGUAUCUUUGGGGGGUUGUAUCAGCAUUUUCUCGAGGUCCUGGGUGCAGAUCUGGUUCUGCCAGCCUCUUAGCACUGGUCACGUUUUUUCCGAGUUAAAGCUUAAUAUUGCCGGGCUUGAGCUACAGUCCCGAGGCGAACUGACCUUGUUGACCUAUUUAGAAUGCGCUAUUUGGAUCCUUUUAAUCCUGAACUCAGACCAUUAAUGACUGAAGUAACAUUCAGUCCGAUUGUAAAACAAAUUUGGUGCUUUUGGAAAACACACAACCCACAGUGGGGUGCUGUACUUAUAGAAAAAUAUAUACUGGAAGAGAUUUACUUACUAAAAAGAUCAAGCAUAGAUAGACUUAUUUUUCAAAAGAGAUAUAUUGAAAUAUGUCUUAGGAACAUGAGACAUUUAUAAGAUAACGCUGCCUAAAGUGGCUUAUUUAAAACACUAAACUUGGAUGCAACUGUCCAGGGUGAUAUUUCAUACCUGCUUUUUUCCUAACCUUUUCUUUUAUUCCUUAGAGGAAGUAACAAAAACAAAAAAAAGAGAGUACAACAAAUUGAUAACACAGUAUGUUAUAGCAAUUUCUAGAAACGACUUCAUUGAAGUCGUUUGUCAGCAAACACUCAGCACUCCAGUUCACUUUACAGAGCAGCGACUUGUCCCCUCGUUUCAGUCCACACGUUUUUACCAUGUUUGUCAUAAACUGGCUUUCCAUCAGUCGCCAUACGACGCAAACAUAAACACCCGCAGUCAUCAACUUUUUGUCUUUAGUGCUCCUUUUUAAAAUAUGAUCAUUUUUGCAUGCCUGCUCUUGCGCGGAGCUGCCUUGUGUUCUUUUCUUUUGCAUACUCUGAUUGCUGUAUGAUGGUAUUUAUCCUUUUUUUUUUUUUUUUUUCUGAGAGCAGUUUCAAGUUUUAUUUCUAUAUUGCAACGGCGAAAAAAAAAAGGUUUAAAGUUUACUUCUCAGCCUAAUAAUAAAAAAAAUAAGCCACAGACUUCCCGUGCUUUGGGGAAUGUCACCUCCAUCGUCCCAUUUCCUUCGGUGUGUAAACCCUCUCGUUGACUUUUACUUUACCCACUUCAACACAGCAGAGACAUGCCAUAUGAAAAAAAAAAAAAUUUACUCAAUAUCUGGGAGCAAUAGUUUUUUUUUUUCUCUUUCUUUUCUAUUGAUAUAAAUAUACUAUAUAGUAAAAUAUUACACAUGAGAUUGAACUACAUCCUUCUUCCUGUACUGUGUUACGUGAAAUGGCAGCUGUUUCAGUCAUGUGUGUUCUGCUGUAAUAUUCUACCAAGUUCCUUUCAACGAGAAAUAAAAAAAAAAAACGUUUUUUGCUCA
Molecule: messenger RNA, 3471 nt
Organism: Pleuronectes platessa (European plaice)
Lineage: Eukaryota; Metazoa; Chordata; Actinopteri; Pleuronectiformes; Pleuronectidae
Product: transcriptional activator protein Pur-beta
Exons: 2
Coding region: 399-1373 (324 amino acids)
Biological process (GO): regulation of transcription by RNA polymerase II
Cellular component (GO): nucleus
Molecular function (GO): DNA-binding transcription factor activity, RNA polymerase II-specific; purine-rich negative regulatory element binding; RNA polymerase II transcription regulatory region sequence-specific DNA binding
Source: RefSeq, a predicted model, not a curated record